This is a messenger RNA of Sclerotinia borealis F-4128, 2820 nucleotides long. The record is from the annotation of a GenBank genome assembly. NCBI's taxonomy places the organism in Eukaryota, Fungi, Ascomycota, Leotiomycetes, Helotiales, Sclerotiniaceae.
AUGUCGUCCCUACACCGCGAGCUUCUAACGAAAAAGAAAUUCAAUCCGUUCAUGAUUGCUGAUAUGGUUGCUACAGAAAGAAUGGAGAAAAGGAAAGCGAUGGAGAUCACCGGCGAACCCCCCAUUACCAUCGGGCAGCUACAGCACUUAUUUCGUGAUAUUGUCAAAGAUGCUCUCCCAGAAAAGCCGCACAUCCUGAAGAUUCCCGAUGCCGCGAAAAAAGAAUGGGAGGAGAAAGAUCAAGACGAACUCCCUAAAAUACCCUGGAAUCUACGAGUACUUUCCGAGCAUGUAGAGGCUCGCAAGCUUCAAUAUAUGACUGUCUUCUCUUCAGGAGACCGCGACCUUCAGGUUCCACAAAGCUUUGAUCAUGAAGAUCACACGCAUGCAGCUCGAAACACUGUCGACACUCCUCGGAGAGACCCGAACAAAACAAUGUCGUGGGCGGACUAUAACAAAAUGAAGAAGGAAGGAAUUAAGCCUGCUCUUAGAACUUCUGCAGCUCCGGAUUUGGCUCCUCCGAAAGGGCAUACAAGAACCACAAGCAGUACUUCCAAUGCGACUCCAAUAGCUCGUGGAUCUUCCUUCGAGGGUGCUGCCAAGGGUGAAAUUCAAAAGAAUGGAACUGCGGUUCACUCUGCGAGCAAGGCAGAACAAGUAGUCAAGAACGGUAUUGAUAGAAAUUCCAACCCGCUCCGAAGCAACCCUACCAAACCACAACAUCUCACCAAUGGCACCAAUGGCAUCAAAAUCCGCACGGAACAAACAAAGGACGUUUUGAGGCCCAGAGAAAUUAAUACGCCACAAGUCAAAUCAUCCACAAAACCGAGCUCUUCGAUCCCUACCUGGGAUGCCCCUUUGAAGCACAGCUUACCUCCUCGCCCGCAAUCCCCACGAAGAGUGGUUGCGGAUAAUAGAAAUCAUAAGCGACCACUCGAAGCUGAAGAACCAUCUCACGCAGAGAAGCGUGCUAGAACUGAUCGGGCGAAUUCACACCUUCAAAAAAUCGUCAAACCAGAAAAUAUUUCGUCCAAGGCAAAAGCCCCUCCUUCCAAUUUGAGCAAGUCAGAUGACCACGCAUCAAAAUUCUCCAAAGGAACAGGCGAGAUAAAAUCAAAUAAAUUGACCGGAAAACCGGUCAAUAAUUUACCACCAUUACUCUCACCACUUCCUGCCGACUUAACCACCCCCACCACUUUUGAUGGCCCCAAGAAAGCCGAUCAAAAGGCGUCAUCGUCGAGCACUCCAUCGAAGUUCAAACCUUCUCUCAGCGGGAAGAAACUUCCACUAAAAGAGUCGUCAUUGCCACAGGGACUUUCGCCAAACACACCUCCAACAUCGGUGUCACCCUUCCAACUUCCACCUUUACUCUCACCAACACUCCCUGACAUUGUCGAGGCAGCAUUGGCGGAACACAAGGAGAAAUCUGACAAGCAAAAAGAAAGUGACAAGCCUAUAUCUGCGCCUGAACAUCGUCAGGAGAAAUCAGGUUUGUUGACAGUCGAAGAGCGUCACACACAAGCCCGUAAACCAGAUGCACCUGGUGUUGCUCGCAAAACUACUACCGGCGCCAAAAUUGGUCAUCCUCCUAAAAGAUCUGCUUCCAGUACACCCUUACAAAAGGAUCGCGAAGUUUCAAAGGCUCCAGUUUCGAGUCAAUCACUUAUUGUCAAGUUGCCUUACAGCAAGAAGAACGCUACAACUAUUGAGCGCCUUCUCAGAUUAUCACCACGACCUUCACCAGAAUUUCUGAAACUUGACGCUAUCAGAAAGAAGGAUGGCAAUGAGGUUAUGAUGGCCCUUGGUUCCUCUAAGAAAGUUCCCGUUGUUUCUACCAAGACGGCUUUGAAUGAUUCGGGUUUGGAUUCUGAAGAGGACAUACCUUUAUCAUCUCAAAGCAAAAAGACCGUCUCUAAGAAACGCCCUAGCGAUGUUCUUCCUUUGAAAUCCGAACCUCCAUCAAAACGCGCAAAAGGUCCUGACAGUCUUGACGUUACGACUUCUCGAAAGACCGUCCCGAGUCCAUUGAAAACUCCCAUGCGUCCUGGAACAUCUCAGAAAAGCUUACUUGCCACCCCCAAGAAGAGUGAGGGUUCCAGGGCUGCUAUGGUCAGGGUCACUUCUAGCGAUGGCAAUCCUCAAACUCCUCAGGGUGCCAAUAUUACUGCAACAACUCCCCAAAGUGUUUCGGCAAACAAAUCUGAGCUGAUCAGGGAAUUCGCUCGCAAGCUCAAGAAAAAAGGCGAACGUAUGACAAGGGUAGGAGGCGAUCAACACCAACUUAAGCCUGUUACUGAACGGUCAGCUGGGGUCAUGGUUGUGUUUGAAUGCAUUUGCCUGUACAUGAGGUAUUUCAAGGGGCUCCCUUGCGCUAGUCCUAAGGAAACUAGCUAUAACCAAAAGGGCAUGAACGCCAACAAUUGGGAGGGAAUUCUUCCGAUGUUGAAUUGGCUUGGAGGUAUCAGUAAAGAUAUUCCUGUUCUCCAGGCAUUGUUUGCUCAUCUCAAUGCCGUUUGCCAAGAAGAAUGCACCCGUGCUUUUUUUAGUAUGCGUCCUUCACCAGGCAAUGCUGAAGAUGACCGCGCAAAAGACAACCGAAAUUGGUCCAAGCAGCAGGCAUGCGAUUCAAGAAGACAUGAAGCCUGGCGGCACAGCAAUUUUGUUGGAUACAAACUCUUGAGAAACUUUUCCUUGAAGGGUGAGCCUACCGUCGUUGGACCUUGGACAAGCGUUGGUAGCAUUACAACCUAUUGCAUGGAAGUUUGUACAGCAUUCAACAAGAAGGAGAAACUGGGCUGGGAAAAGGAUGUUGACUUUUAG